Messenger RNA from Seminavis robusta, 402 nucleotides. The record is from the annotation of a GenBank genome assembly. Lineage: Eukaryota; Bacillariophyta; Bacillariophyceae; Naviculales; Naviculaceae.
AUGUGUGUUGGCUUGAGCAAGGAUGGCAGCAACUUUGAGGUGACCUUUGAGUCUACAGGAGACUGGGGUCUCAUCACAACUGAAUUCUGGAUGGGAGACAACGUACACGGCGUUCCCUUUGACGAGGAGGGUUCCCUGGAUUUGGAGAGCUUCCCAUACUAUUGGUGCAACUCAACGGGAGAGACCACCCACUCCACCCACAUUGACUUCAAGUGGGCAUACCUAUGCGAAGAGAAAGAUGAGUUCUCUCUUGCUGUUGUGGCCCAAGUGACCGUUGGCAAGAUGUCUGAAGAUGGUCUGGCAAUUGAGGGUACGGAAAUUGUUUCCUUUGCUUGGAAUAUGAGAUUGACCUUCAGGAUGACACCUUUGGCUGGUUUGAUAUCCCGUGACAUGUGCUUGUGA